Branchiostoma belcheri (Belcher's lancelet) is the source of this 2905-nucleotide messenger RNA. RefSeq names its product guanylate-binding protein 5-like. Gene Ontology annotation, molecular function: GTPase activity; GTP binding. Bases 282 to 1994 code for a protein of 570 amino acids. Lineage: Eukaryota; Metazoa; Chordata; Leptocardii; Amphioxiformes; Branchiostomatidae. The record is from RefSeq and is a predicted model, not a curated record. The transcript is spliced from 10 exons.
UUUGUCUGAGUCAAAAAUAGUAUUGUAACCCGGAUUCCAGUAUCAACAUUGACAUUUUGCAUGGCUGGCCAUGUAUCCAUAGUUACUGUUAGUAUUGUGUCAAUAACAUUGAACCGGCAGCAUAUAAAAGGACGAACAAACUGCGCUCCGGUUAGACGAGACAGAACCAGUAGUGACCGGACCGUACUGUCUGGCGAGCGGCAACAAGAGAGGCUAGCGGCAGACUCAGCUAUCAGACUGAUCCACAGUUUUGGGGUACACGACAAGGUACAAGACGAAUCAUGGAUCGUCCGAUCAAGCUAACAUCAACUCGGGAGGUGAACAACCGGAGACAGAUCUACAUCUCACCUGCAGCGGAGAAAAUCCUCUCCAGCCUCCCGCCUCGCUCCGUCGAUGUUGUGUCGGUUGUAGGGCCGAUGAGGAAAGGGAAGUCUCAUCUGGCAAAUCUCCUAUGCAGAAAGAGGUCUGGAUUCCCUCUUGGAGACGACAUGGAAUCGAAAACAAAGGAUUUCUGGUUCUGGAUCUGUCCCCAUCCGGUUCAGACUGGUCGCUAUCUCAUGGUUGUUGACACUGAAGGUCUGGGUGACUACUGUGAUGAGGAACAGAGAGAUAAAGACACCAAGUAUCUGGUUUUGGCCACCCUCAUCUCCAACCACCUGGUUUUCAACCUCCAGGGGAACCCAGACAGUGGCUUUGUGACUAAUCUGAGACUCAUGGGAGACCUCGCAGAACGUAUCCGUGUUCAAAGAGAUGGUGGCGACGAGGGACAAAAUCUUGGUCAGCACUUCCCCGAGCUGUGGGUGGCCGUGCAAGACACUCACCUGAAAACACCUCAAAAAUACGGAAGACGCCUAACCGCUGACGAGUUCCUGGAACUCUUGUUGGAGCACAAAGAUGGCCACACAACUGCGAUCAACUCCCACAACAACAUGACGUCUGCAGUGAAGGCCUUCUUCCCAAAGCGGCAUCUCCGACUGAUUCCUGCACCCUCCAUAAACUCGGACGUCUUGAGCAACCUUGGCAACGUAGCGGACAGCGCUCUACCGAUGGAGUACAAAGAUGCUACUGGAAACUUCACCCGUGAGAUCUGGAACUCCGGCCAGGUCAAGAGGGUCAACGGAGAGGACGUAAAAACCACAGGUCUUCUUCACAUCAUGCGGUACUAUAUCGACGCCAUCAACGACCCGAACGCCAUGCCGUCUGUUCUUGGUGCAUACGAGGCUAUGGCGGAAGGAGAGUGCCGCCGGGCUUCAGAGGAACAGAUGAAGACGUUCCAGAAAACUGUUGAGGAAACAGUGAAACCGCUCAUGCCGACUGACGAGGCAACCUGCAACAGGAGAAUCCAGGCUGCUGUGGACAACGCCGUCGCCAGGAUGUCUGCAGACGUGGGGAAGUGGGACAAAGAUGGGACAUGGAAGAGGCGUCUCCAGGCGAAGCUCAAUAAGGAACGCCUUGACUUGCUCAAUCUUAACAGCGCCAAGUCUAAGGAUCUCUGCGAGACAAUCCUGAAAAAAGUCGACCUUCCCGUUCGACUGAAAGUGGGAAGGGGAGAGUACAAUGGAAUCGGUGGAUUCAAUACAUACGCAAAGGACAUGGAAGACGUGUACAGAGCCUACAGGCAAAAAGCUUCUGGAAAAGGCCCAGCAGUUGAGAAAGUGUUGGAGACCUUCCGUGCCACGGAGACGACAAGGAGGAACGCGAUCAUGGACACAGACAAGAAGCUGGUGGAGGAAGACCGCCGAGUUAAGGAAGAACAGAGAAAGAAACAAGAGGCCAGGGCAGCAGCAGAAAGGGCCGCUGAAAAGGAGAGGCUGGCAAGGGCUGAAGCGGCGAGGGCUGAGGCCGAGAGAGCUGCAGAAGAAGCCAAGAGACGGGAGGCAGAGGUGGAAGCGAAGAGACAAGAAGCUUUGGCUGAAGCUGCCAGGCAGGCACAGAGGGCGGCGGAGGAAAGGGCACGGAGAAAGCGAAGGAGAAAGAUUUUUGGAAUCUUUUAAAAGAGGUGAUUGUAAUGGGAGUAUGACUUCAGUAUGGGAGUUGGAUACUUGGAAGAACAAAGGAAUUAGAAUCUUGCUUUGCAAUAUUGUGUUGCGGGAAUAGCUUUGCACAGAAAGGGUUAGGGGCUGAUGUACUGAAUGUUGUGUUUAGAAGUACAGAGCAGCGACAAGAGAGACGAAUAUACUUAGUAAUGUAUUAGAUAAACUUGAUAUCGAUAUGCUUAUCAUCCAAGUAUAAGCUUAGUGCAUUUUAACAUCAAAACAUGUCAAAUAUGUAACCAAGUAUUUCCCCAAGUUUUUUUAUCUCAACAAACAACAAAAGACUAUAUUACUGUUAAAAUCUCCUAACCCAUUUAUUUUUCAAAGAGUCGGACAAUUCAUCUCCCACUGCCUCCUGAGAAGAAGUCAAAGCCCCAAAUAGCAAGAAUAGUUUGAUAGAAUAGAAUAGAUUAGAAUAGCAGUUACCUUGUUCCUCUUACCUGUUUAUGUAUUGCGUAUUCACUGUUUAUGAUCCUGUAUACCAACUUCAUUAGAUUUAAGUAGAGAUAGUCGGUUUGAUAAGUAUUUCGUUCACAGUAGAACUCCAUGUUAGCAUAUAGUUUUAUAUCACCACAUUUCUCUUGUCAAUGUUUGCAAUUACAUACAGUGUUUACUUUAAAGAUAGUGAUGGUCAUGAUACUGGCAUCGGUGUAAUUACCACAGAGCACGGAGGUAUUUCUUUUGGGUGCACAUAUGUAACGUUAUGCGUGUGUGCUUUCUUGUGUGUUUGCAGUAGUAUAGAGUAGCAGGAAAGCGGAGGCUUUGUAACCUCAGAUCGAGUUGGCAGCCAGUAAAUUUAACGUUGACCCCUGCGUGAUCUUCAGCAGAUCUUUCAUGUAUUAUGUUAUGUUACUGUACACCGCUUGGUGGAA